Molecule: messenger RNA, 651 nt
Organism: Linum tenue
Lineage: Eukaryota; Viridiplantae; Streptophyta; Magnoliopsida; Malpighiales; Linaceae
Source: the annotation of a GenBank genome assembly
AUGGAUCGUGUCAUGAAAUCGGCCUUUUACAAGGGUUACAUCCAAAACGUCACCGCAGAGGCGACGAUGCAGAUGGUGGCUGCAAUCAUUCAGCGUCGGAAGGACGAAAUCGGCGACGAGAAUGUCUAUUCGAGACAUAGGCGGCCCCGGUCUCCGGUGUACAACGACGAAUGGGAUCUGAUGAGAGCUGAUCUGGAAGACGUUGAAGCUGAUAUAACCUCUCUGGGAAAGCAGAAAGAAGAGCUGAAGCAGGCAAUUCUGCGUAAAACGUCGCCAAAGCUUCCUUAUCCUCCUCCAGGUCCUGUCAAAGGUGCUUUGAGGCUGCAGGAGCCAUCUCGUUGGGGAGUGGAUCAUAUUAUUCGAGCCAUCCCACUCGCCGAGGCCAAUUUUGACAAGGAUGACGUUGACUUCAAAGCUGGUGGAGUUAUGAAGACGCCAGUAACGAUUCCAAGAACCACAGGUCUUUUGGAGUUGGAGGGAAGGCCUACACCUGCCGCUAUCCUGGCAAACAAUGCAGUACCAACCACAACCUUCAUCACUGGUCAGUGUUCCACAGUCAUCGACUCCAAGGGUGAAGUCCCGGAGGGGAGGCCAAUGUCGGGUCGCGUGGUGAACUGGCGAUUCCGGAAAAAAUAUCGAAGCCCGGAUUGA